UUCCACAGAAAUAAUAUGCUAAAAGUGCUUCCUUUAGUCAAUACGAAUGUAAACACAAUCCUUAAUAUAUUUACAAAUUAACACAAUACAAUUAAACAGUCAAACUGUGCGAUUUGGCUUUAGGUACAUUUUGUUUGAGAGAAGAGAGGAGAGGCGAAGCAGCAGUAAAACAGGCCAAAAUCCACAUGUCAAGGUGUGAGGCAGGUCAAGAGACUAGUUCCAUAAACUAAUUGUGGUUUAACCAAAUCAGAGAGUGUCGGACUAGGUUUUAAGUCUGGAUUUAGACAUUUCUACAGAGGUAGCCCCUCGAAUUUCUGUGGGUAGGUCAUUCCAGAGUAAUGGCGUCUGAAUCGGGAAUGCUCACGAACCUGCUCCUGGCUUCUCUCUAGCUCUCGGAGCCACCAAAAGACCAUCGUUGAAGUCUGACAUCGACUUGAUCCGAUGCCAUAUUCCCACCCUGAUAUUUCCCCAACUCGUCAGGUAGAGUUCUGACCCACUGCUGACGCUCCGGCGUGACGCUGGGUUUCCUGGCCAACUUGGCUAAUAGCAUUAGCCACCCCGCAUGGCUCUGUGUGUACGGGAAGAGGCUUUUACAGACAGCGCUGUAAUCCUCCACCUCCCCUCUUGCUCCUCCUCAGCGAUCCUUGUCUUUAUUGUCAGGAACUCUGUUAAGUCAUUAAAAGCACUCAAUCACUUACGAAGCGUUAAAGUCCUGCCAAAACAAAACAAGCAGAUGACUUACGGAGGCCUCAUUUGGACGGAUACUUGGCUGUAGGCAGCGAUGGGUGCUUUCCUGGACAAGCCGAAGACUGAGAAGCACAGCGCCCACGGCGACGGCAACGGCCUCCGCUACGGCCUGAGUUCCAUGCAGGGCUGGCGGGUGGAGAUGGAGGACGCCCACACGGCCGUGGUCGGCCUCCCCCACGGACUCAGCGACUGGUCCUUCUUCGCGGUUUACGACGGCCACGCCGGCUCCCGAGUGGCCAACUAUUGCUCGGGCCAUUUGCUGGAGCACAUCCUGUCCGGCGGCGCCGAGUUCGGGUCGGGACCCGGCUCCGUGGAGGGCGUGAAGGACGGUAUCCGCGCCGGCUUCCUGAAAAUCGACGAGUACAUGCGUAGCUUCUCUGACCUGCGGCAGGGCCUGGACCGCAGCGGCUCCACGGCGGUGUGCGUGCUCCUCAGCCCCAGCCACCUCUACUUCAUUAACUGCGGAGACUCGCGGGCCGUGCUGAGCCGAGACACCAAGGUGGGCUUCUCCACGCAGGACCACAAGCCCUGCAACCCCCGCGAGAAGGAGCGCAUCCAGAAGGCCGGCGGCUCGGUCAUGAUCCAGAGGGUAAACGGCUCUCUGGCCGUAUCCCGGGCCCUGGGGGACUACGACUACAAAUGCGUGGAUGGCAAAGGCCCCACGGAGCAGCUGGUGAGCCCCGAGCCCGAGGUGUGCGUGCUGGAGCGGGCCGCCGAAGGGGACGAGUUUGUGGUGCUGGCGUGCGACGGCAUCUGGGACGUCAUGUCCAACGAGGAGCUGUGCGAGUUUGUGCGCUCGCGACUUCUGGUCUGCGAGGACCUGGAGAAGGUGUGCAACUCGGUGGUGGACACCUGCCUGCACAAGGGGAGCAGAGACAACAUGAGCGUGGUCUUGGUGUGCUUACCUGGCGCUCCCAAAAUCUCCGAGGAUGCUGUAAAGAAAGAGGAGGAGUUAGACAAAUAUCUGGAGGCCCGCGUCGAGGAGCUCCUCGCCAACUGCGGCGAGGCCGGAACGCCCGACCUGGUGUCUGUGCUGAGGAGCAUCGCCACUGAGAACAUCCCCAACCUUCCGCUGGGUGGAGGCCUGGCUAGCAAACGCAGCGUGAUCGAGGCGGUGUACAACAAGCUGAACCCUCACAAAGAAGAAGAAGGAGCUUGUGCGGGGGGAGAGGAGGAGAGUGAGGAGGGAGAAGGCGGCGGCGGCGGCCCGGCGGCUCACCUGCUGGAGGCGCUGCGCCAGUUCCGCCUGCACCACCGGGACCAGUAUCGCGCCGUCCUGGAAGACUCCCUGGCCGCCUACCAGCUGCGUCCCGAGGGAGCGGGCCAGCGCGGGACGACCGACGAUGACGACCGGGAGCGAACCGCCUCCCCUCCCUCUCCCCCCUCGCCCCCGCCCUCACCCGCCGCCGCCGAGUCCGACGCCGGCCAGGACGCGCUCGCACCCGAGUCCGAUCCCGCCUUUUGACUCCCGUCUUGACCGCUCCUCAUCCUCUUCCUCCUCUUUUCCUCUGUCACUUUUUUUGUUACGCUCAAUCAGUAGUUAAAUAACAACGUCUGUCUGUCUGCUCAAGUUCUGCCUCUUGAGUUGCCACCUGGCGCCCAUGACAGCUUCCAGUUCUGCGCUUUCCCUCCUCCUCCUCCCCCCGUUCCCCCCUCCCUCGCUCGCUUGUCACCCAACCAGGCGGCCGUUUUGACACCCGACCGGCUAAAGCUAACCCUCAUAGACCUUUUCACCAUGAUGUCACACGUACUUCCGGGUUGGCAAAAGCGCCGAUGGCACCAUCAGUAAACAGACCCUUCCGUGUUAUCUGACCACUGAGGAAAUAGCUUGAUGGUGUGAAUGAUGAUUUUUAGCCCUCUUUUCUAUCACUGUGGUUUUAUUUACCACAUGUGGCACAGCAAUCAAAAAUGAAAAUCACUUGGAAGGGGGGUGAAACGCUGCCAAUAAUUUACAUUGCAACAGGUAAGUUGAUUCAGAAAUGGAUGUGAUGAAAAUUCAGAUCAUUGAGGGACUGGCUAAUAAAAUAAGGACCAACGGCACGGACGGGCUCUUUUGACGCUGAAAUGUAGCGCGCGCUAUCGAGGUGACAUUAACUAGAAGGCUAGCCAUAACAUUUUGCUAAACUACCAAAAAGACAACCCAGGCAAACAAAAAACAAAACAUUUUUAUACAUACCUGUGAUAAAAUGCCUUCGAGGUUUGGUUUGGUUUGCAGCGGCUACUGCGCCGCCAGGCCGUCUUUCUGUACAAGUAUUUACAACAGCCAUUGGAUUUAUCCUCCUCACCCACAGUUUCCACUGGAUUCAUUCUGCUUUUUUUUUCAGGGGAGACAAUUGAGGGGAAAAAACCUGAAACCUUUCGGGCAAUAUUUGAUGGCACAACGCCAAACAAAAGUUAUUGUAAUCGUUUGGAUUCAGGUUAGCAGUAAUCAUUCGCUUUUGUGCUGCCCAGAAGUACCCUGACGCUGAUUGUUAACAAACUCUCUGAAAAGGUCUGUAAGCAAGAGUGGCUACUUAUGCAAAUAGAACCUUGGCUUUAACAGUAUGGGAUUUUGCUGACACCCUACACCACCCUCUCCCGCACCUAACUCACAAUGGAAGGGGACAAGAACUGCCAUUCUGAACACACCCCAACAUUUUCUUUUCUCAGAAUACUCUUGCGUGCGUGCGUGCGUGCGUUGGUUUGCAAAGUUGCACCGUGUGUGUGUUGCUGAGCAGGCAACCAAUCAUUGCUGCUGAGAUUAUUCUUUUGUCAAAACGUUUUUUUAAAGUUAGUUUUAAACUGCAAACUGCCUGUGUGGGUGGGUUGGGGGUUGUCUACCCCCUGCCGCCUUCAUGUACAAAUGAGCGCCACCUUGAGGCUUCAGUGUUUAAAAACUCCAUCCGUGGGAAGGUUAGCACAGCAAGGUUUUUUGUUGUUGUUGUUGUUUUUUUGUUGUUUUUUUUGGGUUAACUGCUAGCGUUAAUUUAAGUGAGGCACACACUGAUUCAGGUCACGCAUGUAUCCAAGGCACUUAACAAUGUGUGUGUGUUUGUAUGUGUGAGCGUGGUUACAUGGGGCCAAAUCAGUCUCACAAGGUAAACUAAUAAAAAAUGAUUUCAGGUACAGCGCUGUCUUGUGUAAGUGUUUGUGAUGACUGCAAACUGUUCCCCAACCGUUAUCAUCUUCAACAUCAUCAUCAUCCGAUGUAUUCAUCUGCAGGCGUCAUACUUGACAAAUAACACAAGAUCAGUAUGAUUUGUUGCGGUUUGAAUGUGAUCCAGACACUGAAAUGUCAUUUUUCCACCUGUUUUAGGGAGCGGAGGGAAUUCUGUGAUGAUGUAGCACGGUGUGUAGUUGAACACCCGACACUGUUUAGAAAGCGAUUUACGUCACACCAACUGUCUGUCAAGUUCCAUAAGCUUUUAGUUCUUGGUGCAAUCGUAUAUGUUCAGCACUAUAAACCACCACCUCAAAGGUUCUUGGACCUCCCAAAUACAACUAAAACCGCUUCUUUUUAGCUGCAGUCCACUUUUGCCGGAUUCUGUGUAAAAUAAAAUAAAAUAAAAUAAAAUAAACGUGGAUGUCUUUUGACUCGGCUGGCCUGUUUUGUCGAAAACAAUUGUCCGCCAAAUGUGUUCAACAGAAAAAUGGUCAUAACCAUGUAGUAGAGAAUAGACCUGACAAGCAUUUAAGAGAAUGAGAGAUAUGAUUUGCUGCGCUAAGAAGUGUCUGCCUAUUUCUCCUUCGGCGAGGUCAUUUAUGCACGUGAACAGGCAGUUAUCAUCUGCCUUAUGCAAAAUACAAACAUUCCAAAUCAUUAUGCAUGUUAUAUUUCUCUCAUUUUCCUAAAUAGUUGAUACAAAUGACAGUCAGAAUUUUAAUUUGUUUUUUAAUUUAAACGUUUAGAUUUUUUUGUUUGUUUUGAACAAACCUCCAGAUAAGUUUUUUUUUUUUUUUAAAUCUAAAAAAAAAAAAAAAAAAGCUUCCAAAUGAUUACGCGCAAUGGAGUUUCAAGACUGUUGGCAGCUUUCCGUCCGCAUGCAUGACUCCGUCAGGCGGCACCUCCUUGCUGACGUCGCAGCUUUGUUGGCAUGUGGUGGCCUUCAGCCAACCGUCCACUACUCCUUCCAUCUGGGCCACCCAGGCUUGCACGCUGCUAGUCAACUAAUCAGUUCAACCCCAAGGGCGAAAGGCUAAAAAGGGGGAUAAAGGUCACGGCUAUGGCGCGGAUUUCGGUUAGGAGGAGACAUUUUAUACUAUAAUAUUCCUAUAAAAGACGCUGCAAUUGACUGUGUAAAAGCGAUAGAGAAGGUCUUUCUGCUUGAUAAUCUUCUGAGGAAAGGUGGCCCCGCCCGUACCUGUUUUUAAGUCUCAACAGGUGUCCUCGUGAUGCUCGGCGAGGUGAGUCACCGUCGCAGGUCGUGCGUCCCAAUUUCCGACUCUGAGGCGUUUCACCGCAACUCGGCAACGUUUAAAGCCGCCCUCGAAACUAACGCACAACCCCUCCCGUCUCUUUUACCCGCCCAGUGUGCCAGCGAACUGGAAGACCCCUGGUAGCCGUGGCGACCGUCCGCAUCCCCUCCACCCGGUGCUCGAUGGCAUCCGCCCCGUGGAGGAGCAGCAGGAGGAGGAGUCCCUCCAUGGCGCCAUGUUCUUUUUCCACUUCAAGGGGACUUUUGGUGUGUGUUGGAGUGUAUGCCGGAUGUGCGCGUGUGUGUUUGCUGCGGCGGGACGACGACACGUACACACAUGCAGACCGCUUCAAACUGGGAGGGAAAUUGUCAAGAGUUUUAUGAACUGAAGCAUUGUGAUGGCUGAGAGAAGAUGGUGGAUAAAGACUUUGUACGCAAUUCUGCUGGACUUUACGGGGGGGUUAUUUUCCCCCUUCAACGCCACACACACACACACACGACCACGUCCACCUGUGCACGUACUGUAUGUGUUGUGCCACCCUCACAGGCCGCACUGCAUGAGGACUAGACGUUCAAGUACAUGUCAUUGAUUGAUUGACACACACUCCCCCCCCCCCCAACCCCCCCAGCAGCUUCUCGAGUGAUUGGCUGAUCUCUUGUCUUUGUGUCAUCGUCACAGUGAUGAUAAACGGGCAAGAAGAAAAGGCAGGAUGGACAUAAUGGAUGUGGGUAAGAGUUGAAAGGGUGUUUUCGAGUAUAGUAUCACUGGUUGGACUUUGAUUGUUGGUGAGGGGGGUGUGGGACCCUGCCCACCCCCCUUUACUAGCACACCUGGAAGCACACAUGGCGGCAGGUUUUUUUUUUCCCUCCAAAAUUUAACAUUUUUUUUUUUUUUUUUUUUUGUUUGUUUAAAUGUUGUCCAUGAGGUUCCUUAGCUGCUCGCUUCGUAGAGUGAGUGACGUGGUCAUUUAAAAAAAAAUAUCCAGUAUGUUUCUGGUUCUCAUGUUUGUAUUGCUGUUGUUUGUUUGCACUCAACGUUUGAUUACAGAAAAAGCGUCUAUAUAUGAAAUAAAACGAGGGGGGAACCCCGCCACGGACAACUACCCGACGUCCUUUUCUGCUGCGGAAGGAAAUGCAGUGGGUGUUUUCAAAAUAAAAAAUGAGAGGUCAGUG
Molecule: messenger RNA, 6314 nt
Organism: Phycodurus eques (leafy seadragon)
Lineage: Eukaryota; Metazoa; Chordata; Actinopteri; Syngnathiformes; Syngnathidae
Gene: ppm1bb
Product: protein phosphatase, Mg2+/Mn2+ dependent, 1Bb
Exons: 7
Coding region: 782-2212 (476 amino acids)
Biological process (GO): protein dephosphorylation; positive regulation of canonical Wnt signaling pathway; negative regulation of canonical NF-kappaB signal transduction
Cellular component (GO): cytosol; nucleus
Molecular function (GO): magnesium ion binding; protein serine/threonine phosphatase activity; manganese ion binding
Source: RefSeq, a predicted model, not a curated record